This is a messenger RNA of Aphanomyces astaci, 1950 nucleotides long. RefSeq lists its product as hypothetical. The transcript has 10 exons. Lineage: Eukaryota; Oomycota; Saprolegniomycetes; Saprolegniales; Verrucalvaceae. Gene Ontology annotation, cellular component: axoneme; ciliary base. Gene Ontology annotation, molecular function: protein binding. Bases 1 to 1950 code for a protein of 649 amino acids. The record is from RefSeq and is a predicted model, not a curated record.
AUGAGCGACUUUCUCCUCGAUGCCGUGGCGCAGUUCCUCAAGGGUGAUCAAUGGCUGGAGCCUGUGAAUGCUUUCAUGCACGCGAACAAGCUGGCGUUCGUGGGGCUGGCGGGGCCGCAAGAGUCCUACUCACUGCAGCAGCAUGCUGUGUUUGUCGAGUUCAAGGACCUGGCCGAGCGAUUGUUGGAAGGCAUUGUGCAGGACUUGGGGUGUGAACCAUCCACUUUUGUUGCGGCGCUGGAGGAGGCCGUGGUCAACGAAGCCGGCGGGCCAAAGGAGGAGGAAGUGCAGCUGCUCGUGAAAACUCUACUCGCGUACGACGACUUUCACGGGUUUUGUGCGCUCAUGCAGACUUACGUGGAAUGGAACGCCGUGCCGUCGAUGCCCCCCGACGAAAACGAAAUGCAGUUCAGUGGUGCAGAUGAGUUCCAGGUAGUAGACGGUGCCGCUGCCUUUGACGCCACCAAGUACUUUGGCUCACACGAGUGGAUCUUGCAAGAGGUGGUCGCGCGAUCUCUCUUGGAUGCGCAGGCGUCGGGGCAAUUGGGUGACGACGACGCAGCCUACUUACCCUGGGCCGACGCCAUCAUGAUGAUGAAAGCACACUAUAGCAACCAAACGACGGUGGCUGCAUCUGAUGUAUCGGACGGAACUGGGGAGGCCACCACCGCAACCAUUGAAGUGUCCACAGAGUCCAAAAUGGCGGCAAAAAUGAGAUCAUUGGAAGCCACCCUUGUUCACGAACGAUUAAAAGUCGACUUGUUGGUGGCCCAGCGACUGUCUGAGCGAAAUGCUGGCAUGCGGUUGCAAAUGUCGGCGCUAUGCCAACGGUCGUCCAGUGGUUCUGGUGCAGCUACUGCCGGCACAACCUUAUCGGCAGAAGACGAGCUAUGCCAUCUAUGUGACCGAAUGGAGACGAUUCAAGUGGAGCUCAAAGCCAUCAAGAAGCGGUGCUUUGGGUUCAAGUCUGUGAGCCAAGCCCACCUGGAUGAAAUCUACUUGUUUCUCAAGGAAAAAAUACAUUUCAAACACGACUUGGCGCAAUGCGAAAGCGAGAUUGCUGAUUUUAUCUUCAGUCGCAUACAACCUAGCGACUCUGCCAUUGUGCCCGACUUGCUCCAGUGGCUUUUGUUGGAAUCAGAAGCCCAUGAAGUUCAAGUGGAAGUGCAAUCUCGAAGUUUUCUCAGUCCCAGAGCCGAAGCAAAGGAGGUCGACUUGAACGACCGGUGGGUGCAGCACUGGAGCGGCGACGAUGGCACGUAUUACUACUUGAACUCAGUCACGGGUGAAAGUCGAUGGGACCCCCCCAUGUCCAAAGACGGCGAACCAAUCGUCGGCUACUGGGACAACGACAAUCAAUGGGUCCCCUACGCGUUUCUAGCUCCAGGGGACACCCCUCCUGUGGACAUGACGGCCGACAGCAAGGGCGAUGUUACCCCACUUGAGCAAAAACUACGCCCUUUAGAGACCAAGCCGUGGACUCCAUCAGCAGAUUUGACGAUGGACGUCGAAGCGUCGUUGCAAAAGGUGCUGCAAGAGCAUGCAGACGAGUCCAAGAAACUCGAGAUUGCCCUGCAAGUGGAACAUGCACGGCAAACGCAAGACAUACAACGGCGUAAAGCCCAGCGCCGCAAAGAGCGUAAGGUGAAAAAGGCGGAAGCACACGACGGCGGAGACGCUAAGACGCUCGUGGCCCCCCCGCCCCCUGUCGACUUGUCCGCGCUCAAUGCCCUGAGUGGAUGUCAAAUCAAUAUUUGUUUGCCCGAAGGAGGUAAAUUCGACCUCUUGAACCUCCUCAGUGAAGCGGACGAGCGAGUUCGCCGGGAGCGUCGAGGGGAUGCUGGCCCCAAGAACGAUGGGGCCCCGGCGUCGUUAAACGCCACGUCCCUGCGGUACUUGGCCGAGAAGCUCGCGCCGACAUCCAAAUUGAUUGAGAUAGAGGAUGUAUAG